UCUGGUUAUGGUCACAGUUUCGUUCCAAAUUCCGAAGCGAGAGAUUGUCGUGGGAGGUUGUUGCGCGCGCCCCGUUCGCAUUUAUGUGUUUUUAUCGUGAUUCUGUCAACCGAAAUCAUAUGUUUUUAGCCAGGAGAGAGACGGCAGAAAAACGGGCGCAGUUCUGCGGUGGAAAAUCGAAAAUUAACCAGCGCACAGCACACACAGUGAUUAAAUAUUGAAAUUGAUGCGAAUUGAGUGUGAAUCAAAAUAUGGUUAACCAUUCGAAAACCGUGAAAUAAAAACGUGAACAAAACCAGAAAAUUGUUAUCGCUCUCUGUCUCUUUCGCCCUAUCGCAUCUCUCUCUCUCUCUGCGAUUUGCUCUCCGUGUGUUUAUGUCUCAGCUGUCCGAGUGUGUGUGCGGCCAGUGUGUGUGUGUGUGAACGAACGUGCAAGUGUUUGUGAUUUUAUGUUGUUGUUUUGCUUGCUUUCGCGUGAAUUCAACAAGAACAACAACAACAAAGGCAACGUCCAACAACAAAUUUAAAUUGAGAUUCUCCAUUAAAUCUAAAGUUACAGGCGCCUAAUUUCCAUAUACCAGUCUGAAGUCGGUCUGAAGUGCUAUCCUGGACUUUCUUUCCUUUUUCGCAACCGCCUGGCCUCAUCAAACAUCAAAUUAAUUGAAAUUGUUUUUUAUAUUUGCUUCACAGCCACACGUUGAGCCACUUACAGCCAGAACUCCGAGCAACGCGCACAAAAACCAUUGGAAAAAUCCUCACGCACAAUGAAAAACGACGUCGUGCGAUGGAGCAGGCAGCCAACUAGCAACAUCAAUAGCAGCAACAUUAGCAGCAGCAAUUGUAGAAGCAGCAGCAGCAACAGCAACAGCAGCAACAUCAGCAGCCACAAACACAGAAGCAAAAGCAACAAAUUAAAUGCUCGACAAUUAGGGCCACAUGCUGCCAGAAGUUGUCGGCAGAGAGAAGAAAAAGAAGAAGAACAACUAACAAUCAUUGAAUGUGAUAUAGGAAAUUUCAAUUUCGAUUGCAAUUUAUUCAAAACUAGUUUUUUAACGCACCACAAACCGAAACUUAGUGGCAACAGCAAAAGCAGAAGCAGAUGCAUCAACAGCAGCAGACACUUGGCGAAAACGAAAGCUGUAUUGCUGUUAGCUCUGCAAUUUAGUGCCGUAGUUUUUUUAUGUAAUUUUAAUGUCGGUUUCGUGGCCGGAAGUGUGGCAACGGCGGCAUCAUCAGCAAGCGGCUCAUCACCAUCGACCUCAUCCCCGCCCGCACCACCAGCUGCACCACCGCCGCAGCCACCGUCAUCGCCACUCAAAGUGGAUCCAAAUGGCCAGUCGCCAGUGCUGCCGCCCUACAUUCUCGACUAUGAGACGGGGGGCAAGGCGAAGUUAACGCCCAACAGCGGGAAGUACGGCCAAUCGGGGAGUUCCGGGAGCAACAACCAAAUCGUCGGACACUACACCCACACCUGGGCGGUUCACAUACCGAACGGCGAUAAUGGCAUGGCCGAUGAUGUGGCCAAGGAUCACGGUUUCGUCAAUUUGGGCAAGAUCUUCGAUGAUCACUACCACUUCGCACAUCACAAGGUCUCGAAGCGGUCGCUCUCACCCGCCACUCAUCACCAAACUCGCCUAGACGACGAUGAUCGUGUCCACUGGGCGAAGCAGCAGCGGGCCAAGUCGAGAUCCAAGCGGGACUUCAUCAGGAUGCGACCUUCAAGGACCUCCUCAAGGGCCAUGUCGAUGGUGGACGCCAUGUCCUUUGACGACUCCAAGUGGCCGCAGAUGUGGUAUCUGAACCGUGGUGGUGGUCUGGACAUGAAUGUGAUACCCGCCUGGAAGCAGGGCAUUACCGGCAGGGGCGUGGUGGUUACCAUCCUGGACGAUGGCCUGGAAUCGGAUCAUCCUGACAUAACGGAUAACUACGACCCCAAGGCCUCGUACGAUGUGAACAGCCACGAUGACGAUCCGAUGCCGCACUACGACAUGACGGACUCGAAUCGCCAUGGAACGCGCUGUGCCGGCGAGGUGGCAGCCACGGCGAACAAUAGCUUCUGUGCCGUGGGCAUUGCCUAUGGAGCCAGUGUGGGUGGAGUGAGGAUGCUGGACGGCGAUGUCACCGAUGCGGUGGAGGCUAGAUCACUAUCACUGAAUCCUCAGCACAUCGACAUCUACAGCGCGUCGUGGGGACCCGAUGACGAUGGCAAGACAGUGGACGGACCCGGAGAGCUGGCGUCCCGUGCCUUCAUCGAGGGCACCACCAAGGGACGCGGCGGCAAGGGCAGCAUCUUCAUCUGGGCCUCCGGCAAUGGUGGGCGAGAGCAGGAUAACUGUAACUGCGACGGCUACACGAACUCCAUCUGGACGCUGUCCAUCUCCAGUGCCACGGAGGAGGGACAUGUGCCCUGGUACUCGGAGAAGUGCAGCUCCACGCUGGCCACCACCUACAGCAGCGGCGGGCAGGGCGAGAAGCAGGUGGUCACCACGGACCUGCACCACUCGUGCACUGUCUCCCACACGGGCACCUCGGCGUCGGCCCCGCUCGCCGCUGGCAUAGCCGCCCUGGUGCUGCAGUCCAACCAGAAUCUCACCUGGCGCGACCUGCAGCACAUUGUGGUGCGCACCGCGAAGCCGGCUAAUCUAAAGGACCCCAGUUGGUCGCGCAACGGGGUGGGGCGGCGGGUGAGCCACUCCUUUGGCUACGGAUUGAUGGACGCCGCCGAGAUGGUGCGUGUGGCCCGGUCUUGGAAGUCGGUGCCGGAGCAGCAGCGGUGCGAGAUCAACGCCCCCCAUGUCGACAAGGUCAUUCCACCUCGCACUCACAUCACCCUGCAACUCACGGUCAACCACUGCCGUUCGGUCAAUUAUUUGGAGCACGUCCAGGCCAAGAUCACGCUGACCUCUCAAAGACGCGGAGAUAUCCAGCUGUACUUGAGGUCACCGGCCAACACCAGUGUCACGCUCCUAACGCCUAGGGUCCAUGACAAUUCCCGUUCCGGUUUCAACCAGUGGCCCUUCAUGUCGGUGCACACCUGGGGAGAAUCACCACAGGGCAACUGGCAGUUGGAGAUCCACAACGAGGGUCGCUAUAUGGGCCAUGCUCUGCUCAGGGAAUGGUCACUGAUCUUUUAUGGGACCACUCAGAGCAUAGAUCCCAACGAUCCCAUCUCGGUGCCCAGGCCUAGUGGUUCGGAGGCAACCACACCGAAUAGCAGCAGCACCACCAGUAAUCUGCAUCAAGCCUAUUCACCCCAGUACCCACGCAUUCCGCCCAAUAACUUUGGUAGCUCACCAUCUGGAGGGUCCAAGUUGCCGCUGGGCAAAGUGCCUCCGCCAAACAAGUCGACAUAUGUGACCAACAAUCCGCUGCUGAAUCCUGCAUCACCCAAACAGGGUUACCAACAGAUCUCUGCCACAUAUGGUGUGAUCUUGGGUAAAGCAAAUGGAAAGGCUAACAAUAAUAGUAAGGAGAAGACUAAUAACAAGGGAAACAAGGCUAAUAAUGGUAACAAAGGAAAAUCUGGCGGAUCGGGUGGUGGUAAUCGCAAGGAACAAACCACCCAAAGCUCUAUUAUUCAGACAACCACUAGUAAAAAUAAGUACUACCGCAUUUCUCAACAACAGCAGCAAAAGAACAAUAAACAGGAUAGAAAUGGAGUCCAAACCCAAAGGCCUAAGGCAAAUUCCGGCGAGAAAUCCUACGAUGAGAAGAGCCGUAAAGUGGUCGGCGAGAUCACGACAACCAAUGGCUCCAACGGAUCCAUCAAGGCAGCCAAGCAGGUGAAGGAGAGUACCACUUCCUCCUCGUCCUCGAAUUCCCGUAUACCCAAACUAUUCGAGCGCUAUGAAAAGAUACAGGCUAUAUUCCCGGAACUGGAACCCUAUGAAAAUAGUUCACCCAAGGGAAAGGCGAAGCAGGCCAAGCAGGGAAAGCAAUUCGAGGUGGAGCUCUUCAGACCCACCACUGGGGGAAACAGUCGCCAGGGAAACACGAAGAAAUCACCAUCGGUGCCGCCGCCUUCGCAAACGAUGGCAACCCUUUCCAUUUUGCCCAUCCUGCCCGCAGGCGGAAGUAGUUUCCUUCCCGACCAGAAGAUCCUGAAGAAGCAGCAAUUACUGAUGGCUGCCGCAGGAGUGAUGGCUCCUGCCCAGGUGGAGGUGGAAAUGGAGGAGGUUCAGGCCACUCCUGAUUACGAGGAACCAAGGGACCACCGAAAGGAGGUCAACGGACCAAAUGCACAAAUCACACAAUGGGACAUGAUAUUCUACGGCACCGAAACCCCCGCUCAACCCGAGGACGUGGCCAAUCCCAGCCAGUCGAACCAGUUCAAUCUGUACGGCAAUGACAUGGCCCACAACGACAUCGAGUACGAUUCCACCGGCCAGUGGAGAAAUAUGCAGCAGGUGGGCGAGGUGGGCAUGGCCCGAGAUCACAGCAACACCGCCGCGUGCCUUAAGUGGAGCGAUCGCAAGUGCUUAGAGUGCAACGAAACCGCUUUUAUGUACGAGGAUCUGUGCUAUGAUGUCUGCCCCGUGCACACCUAUCCAAUUGAUAAAUUUGAAGUGGACGAGGAAGAUCUGGACGACGAUGUGAGCAGAGGACCUGUGAAUCCCUACAGCAGUCCCACAACCGAUCAUCCCUCUAUGAUGUCCAACAGCAUAGACGACAAGCAGGAUCCUCUGCAGGCGGAGGACCGUCGUCGUCGUCGAAGUGGCAGUUUCACCACCCUCACCCCGCUGGUUGAGACACCUGCUCGGAUCUGUGCCGUGUGUGACCGGAGCUGCUUGGCCUGCCAUGGACCUCUGGUCUCCCAGUGCAGCACUUGCUCCGCGGGCAGCCAACUCCGGAAGAUCUCAAACGAGACCUUCUGCUAUGCCUAUGUGGUUCGCAGCACGGGAAUGGCCAGUGUGGUGGAAAUGUCUGAAAUGGGUGAUCGCAGUACCCAACAAUACAUGACUGGCACCACUGUGCUUCUCCUGGUUUCGGUGGUCUUCACCCUCAUGGGCGUGGCAGUUGCCGGAGGCAUCGUCUAUCAUCGGAGGGCAAUGGCCCGGUCCAACGAACUCUACUCCCGAGUAUCUCUGAUGGCCGGCGACGAAAGUGACUCUGAUAACGAAGACGAACUAUUUAGGGCACAUUUCCUGGGGAAAAAGAGUGAUGUGAUUGAAUAUCGCGAUGAAGCGCCCAGCGAAAAGAUCUUCGAAAAAGAAGAGAUCAGUCAUUUUGUGCCCUAGAUAAUCAUAUUAGUUAGGACAUGCAUUUAGCCACCUUCAUAACCACCAGAAAUAUUAUAUAAAUCCUAAGCCACGGACAAUCACAUGUUUGGUUUAAAUUUUGUUACACUCGACGGCAUUAUAGCUCCUUGAUUUCAAGCCAAAAUAGAUUAAAAGUAUUAAAAAAUCAAAAAA
This is a messenger RNA of Drosophila suzukii, 5411 nucleotides long. The record is from RefSeq and is a predicted model, not a curated record. NCBI's taxonomy places the organism in Eukaryota, Metazoa, Arthropoda, Insecta, Diptera, Drosophilidae.